UGCGUGGCCGAGGCUAGUCAUGGCGGACCGGAGAAAGCAGCACGUAGAGACUAUGUUAGUUUGGCUUUCUCCGGGGUACUUUCUCCUCGUACUGCUUCUUCUGCUUUCCUGCACAGCGGCGACGGCUGAAGCUGCGACCGGAGAUGGUGCGUUCAGUGCCGGGCAGUCUGCGCACAGCGUUGCAGGUGCUGCCACCGUCGCCCGGAACAUACGGUAUCUGCUGUACGAUGUCAACCCCCCCGAGGGCUUCAACCUGCGCCGUGACGUGUUCAUCCGCAUGGCGUCCCUGACCAAGACGCUGCUGCGGGAGGGCGGGGGCUGGGUGCUCGUGCUGCCCCCCUGGGGCCGGCUCUACCACUGGCAGAGCCCCGACAUCCACCAGGUGCGGAUCCUCUGGGCCGAGUUCUUCAGCGUGCCCAGCCUCGACGCCAACGUCCCCGUCAUCGAGUACGAGCAGUUUCUCGCCGAGUCAGGGGGCCCCUUCGUCGAGCAGGUGUACGUCCUGCAGAGCUACGCGGAAGGCUGGACGGAUGGGAAGUGGGAGGAGAAAGUGGACGAGAGGCCCUGCAUUGAGCGCCUCAUGUACUCCAAAGACAAACAGGGGUACUACAGAGGCUGGUUCUGGGGGUACGAGGAGACGAGGGGUCUGAAUGUCACCUGCCUGUCAGUCCAGGGCCACGCCUCCAUUCUGGCUCCUGUCCUUCUGAAGAACACCACAGCCCGGUCAGUGAUGCUGGACAGAGCUGAAACUGUCCUUCAUGACCAUUAUGCUGGGAAAGAUUAUUGGGAUACGCGCCGCAGCAUGGUCUUUGCCAAGCAUCUGCGGGUGGUUGGAGACGAGUUCAGAGCCAGGUACCUCAAUUCCACGGAUGAGAAAGACCAGACGGUUCACGGCGAGGACUGGACACAGAUGAGAGUGAAGCCGGGCACUGCGACAGGCGGCCCGUAUCUUGGGGUUCACCUCCGGCGCAAGGACUUCAUCUGGGGCCACAGGGAGGAUGUGCCCAGCCUGAAGGGGGCUGUGAAGAAGAUGCGCAGUAUAAUGAAGAAAUAUCGGCUGGACAGGGUGUUUGUAGCCACCGAUGCAGACGAAGAGGAGCUGGAGGAGCUGAAGAGAAUGUUGCCAGAAAUGGUCCGUUUUGAGCCAACGUGGGAGGAGCUGGAGCUCUUCAAGGAUGGGGGCGUGGCCAUCAUAGACCAAUGGAUCUGCGCACAUGCAAGGUACUUCAUAGGGACGUCCGUGUCAACCUUCUCCUUCAGAAUCCAUGAGGAGAGGGAGAUCCUUGGGUUUGACCCCAAAACCACCUAUAACCGCUUCUGUGGUGACAGCGAGACAAACUGUGAGCAGCCCACCCACUGGAAAAUCAUCUACUGAUCUCCACGCCUCUUUACUUGAAAGUCCUCAGCAAUGCUGGAGACGCAAAAACAUGACGAGAGGAGUGUCCUUUUUUCAUUGGUAUACAGAGAUUCAUCGGCAGAUGGCUAUGAAGACCAUCUUUUGUGCCAAGGUCUUUUUAAACCAACAAGAAGCAUUUAAUGCUCUUGGUCUACCUGACUGCUGGUACGUCCUCACUGAGUGAAUCAUGCAGUGCGUUCCUUCAGGGCGCUGGAACGGUGGAAAGAUCAGCACCAGAUUUUAACAUGAAAAUUAAACAGCGUAUUAUUGCUGAAUAGUCUAAAUGAGAUUCUCUAAUAAGGUAGGCGUUUCUACAGAACCUUGAUAUAGUGUGUCUGUCCUAAUAAGCGGCGCCCUGCAGUGUCAGAUGUCCAUUUUCCCCCCCGAGUAAAUGGAAUUAUUUUGCUCUCCACCCCUGGCUCUGAACCCUGGUUAUAAAUGUCAACUUUCUACAUCUCCAUCGCCACAACGGGCCACGUCAGACCCUGCAUGAUGCACAAGACCUUACUGCCACACAUGGAUGUUUGUGUUUGCUCUGCUUUGUGCUUGGUGGCAUUUACACUUUUCGGGCCCCUGUGUUGUAAUGUCGGGUCUCCGUAAGAAGGCAAAGUGCUGGAAUGACAUCAGACCGUUUCUAAAACACUAAAUCGAGGGCUGUGUGGCUUCAAUGUAGACUAUAAUGGCCAUGAAAAGUCCGGAGCUCCUUGUGAUUAGUUUAUUGGUACAAAGGUGUUAACUAAAUUUUUAAGAUAAAAAAAAAAUGGGAUUGUUGACUUUUUCAUGUAUUUAAGUAACCAUUUCAAGAAACUGAAUUUUUAAUCAUGCAGGAAAUAAUGGCCAAAUCCAGCCGCUCCUACUCAGGGUGCUGUGUUGCAGAUGGUAAAUGUGCUUUAACAGUCUAACUUGUGUUUUGUUGAUUUGGAUUUUUCACCACACUGCACAUUGUAUCCUGAUGGACCUGAUGGAUCGGAGAAUAAUUUUAAAAUCACACUCCAGAGUGUACAUUUGUUCUUAUAAACAAAGGCCGUCCGACACAGUACAUAAUACUGAAAAAAUCCCUGACUUCGCAGGUUGUCUCCCUUGUGAGCAUGUUUACAGUAAUUGCCUUUUUUACACAGACUACACUAGAAGAAAAAUAUUUUGCCACAUUUGUGUUACCUCUGCAAAUUACAGUAUUCACUUUUACAAAAAUGAGAUGGUGUAGCAGCUGAAAUCUUAGAAAACAGAAGAAUGGUUAGUAACCUUGCAUAAUUAUCUGAAGUAAUCUGAAAGUGUGUGGCGUGUUAUGUAUUAACCAGUUCAGUGUAUACAUAUUUUGUUUUACAUAAGAAUGAAGCAGUGGUUUAUACACCGUUGCCUGUCUGAUUCCACUUUUUUUUUACUUUAGAUGUAAAUGGAAUAUUAGCUGUUUCUGCUCUGAGUUGCUGAAUGAGGUAUACACCAUGUGUAUGUCUUUCUGUUAACAGUAUUUUUUACACUUGCACAAUCCGAUGUUAAUACUGUACAUGUAUGGUCAUCUUCUGCAGGAAAUAUUGCUUUAAAUUGAAAUUAAAUGACUCUGGUUUCUGCAGUUCUACUCCUGCAUUAUGGUUGAGCAUAAAGAAUUACUUGAUCCUCAUGCUGUUUUCAAACUUAUGUAAUUUUUGUGUUUGUUAAAAGCGAGAAGCACUUCUCAUCAUUUACACCGGGAGUGUCCAAUCCUGGUCCUGGCGGACUAAUAUGUCCACGGGCUUUUGAUCUGCAGGAUGAGAACCUUAAGAUCAACCAACUGCUUGUCUUCUAUCAUUUGUACCUGUCUUAUUUUCUCGUGUUCAUUCUAACUCUGCUCAUAAUGAACCGUUUCAAUAAAGAUUUGAUUCAGUUCGUUUAAGCCGG
Messenger RNA from Lepisosteus oculatus (spotted gar), 3271 nucleotides. It is a transcript of the gene pofut2, whose product is annotated as protein O-fucosyltransferase 2. Lineage: Eukaryota; Metazoa; Chordata; Actinopteri; Semionotiformes; Lepisosteidae. Gene Ontology annotation, biological process: protein O-linked glycosylation via fucose. Gene Ontology annotation, molecular function: peptide-O-fucosyltransferase activity. The record is from RefSeq and is a predicted model, not a curated record.